AUGGAGCUGGGGCACAACCGCUUCAGCGAGCGCUACAAGGCGGCGGCGACGCGGGGAGUGGAGGCGCUCAGGGUGAAGCAGGCCCAGAGCCGAGCCCGCAGCCAGAAGGAGAACCGCGACCGGCAGCUCUUCGACGCCCUCCCGCUGCUGGCCCUGCAGGAGGAAGGGGAGGCCGAGGAGCCUCGGCCGCCCCAAUCCUCUGAGACAGCAGUUCCAUCACAGUUCACGCGACUAGAGAUGUUACGCCGUUAUAAGGAGGAGAAGCUAAUGCGGAAACUGAAAGCAGAGCGUGCGAAACCUAAACAAAUCUUCAAAGUUGGCAUUUACAAACCGGAUGCAACUCCCUUUCAGUCACAAAAUAUAAAACCAAAAGCUCAGAAUGUAGUGCCUUCUAGCUCUGAUUUGAGAGUGACAAGAUCAAUGGCUAAGAAACAAGAACUGCUCCUGACAAAGGCACCCAGUGUACCCAAAUUCACAGCUCCUACAAAGGUGGGUCCUGUCAAAGGUAAUGUCUCCAGUAAUAAAGGCAGCUCUACAGUGGUCACUGGAACAAGGAGUCAGCACCGACCCAUUCAGGCUGCAGCAUCCAAAGUACCCAUUGCAAUAGAGAAAAAGGAUGUCAAAGUAGCACCUAUCAAGCCACUACAGACCAGGGGUCGGCUUGAACCAAAAACUGCUGCAAAAGUUGUUAAACCUGUGCAGGUUGCUAAGUCUCAAGCAGCUAUCAACAAAACCAAAAAGAUGGGAAAACCUGGAGAGAGAUCUGACUGCAAGCUGAUUGUUCAUGAUGAACCAGCAUCUAUCCCCUGUGAAGAACAAGAUAUGGAAGUGACUGAGAAAGAUCAACCACCAAGUUGCAAGGAGCCAAUUCAACCAACUGAGAAUGACACUGACACUGGGCUCCAAAUACCUCCAGUAAUGGGAACUGGGCGUGUGGGCAAAAGAAUCUCUUUUGCACCUGAAAACUAUGUCUUUGCUCCCAUGGCUGGAUUGGCUGAAUUGAAAUUUCCCCCACUCAGCCCCCGAAGUGUAAAUAAUUUCUUUGCAAGUUGUUCCUGGAGUCCUGUCGAACACGUGUCGAAAAAUAACAUUGAUUCCUCCACAACGCAAAAUUUAGUGACCAGAACUAGGAGAAGUAAGCUUGUUCCAAAAUUUGAGUCUGAGCAUCUCCCUGAAGCAAAAAGUGACGACCCUGUUAGUACUGUGAUUGAAGAGGUGUCUGUGUCUAACAAACCACAAGAUUCUUUAGCAAGCUGUACAACUGAUGUCAGUGGACCACGACACAAUGUUGCUUAUUUCAGAGGAAUUGUUAAGUCAGAGACUGAGAGUUUGUCGGUACUUUGCCAGCAAUGGGAAAUCUGGGAUAGUUCUGCAGAGGUUCCAGACCACGUUAAGGACUUGGUUCGCACAACUGUUGGGCAAGCACGUCUUCUCAUGGCUGAGCGAUUCAAACAGUUUAAUGGACUUGUCGACGGCUGUGAAUUCAAGACUAGUGAAAAGGAAGUAACUUGCACAGAUCUAGAAGGAUUCUGGGACAUGAUCUACUUCCAGGUUGAAGAUGUGAACAAAAAAUUUGAAUAUCUGAAAAAGCUUCAAGAAAAUAAGUGGGAGGAGCCAAAUGAGUUGCUGUCAGUGCCCAAGAAAAUGGUCAAGAAAAAGGUUGCCAUCCCAAAACCCACAGAAGUUACUGCAAUUAAAGCCAACAAAACCCUGACUGCACCAAAAAGCAGUCUUGCUGCUUUAAAGGCAUCUAUGAAAGCCAAACUGAAGCGGGAAAUGACAGGCUCCAAUAGUCAAGAAAAUCAAAAAGAUGUUAUUGUGUUUGAUGCAGGGUUCUUCAGAGUGGAGAGUCCUGCGAAAAGCUUCACUGCACCUCCCAAGACUACUACUGUUGAAGAUUGGGCAUCAAGACAGCAAGCAAAAGAACAGUGCACCCCUGCUAAGAGUGCGUGUGACUCAACUGCACCAACCUCGCCUAUCCCUUCUAUGUGUGAUAGACCAAAUCAACAGACUUCAGACAAAAAGGUUUUGAAAUGUUUACCAGAGGUUGAAUCACCUGUAAUGAAGAAAGACGACAACAGUUCCAUGGCAGAAGAAAGCACAGCACAAGAGACUUGCUGUUUCCAGAAGAGGGAAGAGGAGGUGAAUACUUCACUAGACUUUGCAAAGUAUCUCCAGCCCAGAAGCUCUGUCUCCAACCUACCAGAGGUGCUACAAUCUCCAUUCCAUGAUAAUGGAUGUGAUGCAACAUCUGUUUGCAACAAACAUUCCCGACACUAUAAUGGGAAAUCAGAGUUUGCGUCAUCUCUAUUGAGUUGUGAUGAUGUGGAAAUGAAGAGUCCAGUGAGUCAGCAGUCUUCAACUGGUGCUCAGUCAAUUCCAGAAGAGGUGUUUCAACAGACUAGCACUUUGGAUGUGACUCCCACUUCGAUUUCAGCCACGCAAACUCCGUCCUUUAGCUCAGUUGCAGGAGCUGUUCUCCAUAAUGUGCAAUCUGCAGAAAAUUGUAUGAGCCCCUUUGAUACAAUGGUUGGGGCAGGAGACAGACAUAGGCUUCCACUUCAAAUACCUCUUCAGGAUUUGAUAUCUUUCAGUCCCAGUGGAACACCUCAAUGAAGAAAAACAGAUGAGCAGUCCAUUGAAACUACUGGCUUAUCUUUCACUGUGUAGACCAUGAAGGACUUGUAGCAGGACACUUCAUAGCUAAGAAUAAUACUUGUGGAUUCUAGCUGAUUGGAGGCUGUCUUCUCUUCAAUGAAGAAAAACACAAUGCCAAAGAUCAAAGCCAUAUUUGAUGUAUAAUUAUUUCAUUUGACCAUGAAGUUUCAAAUUAGUCCUUUUUGGGGGCCACAAUUCAACUGAGUUUUGGUGGAUAGUGGUCUAUUAUUUGUGAUCUAAAAAGUCAUUUUUGGAAGUGUAUAUUAUCGUUGGAAGGCAACAUUGUCAAUGCUCUGCAGGGACAUUGAUGCACUGACUUGAUUUUCCAAUUAUAAAUAUUUUUGAUGCUAGUCUGUCUCUUUAUAUGGAUUGAAUUAUUCUAAACUGAAUGUGAAGGAAGUAGAAGAAAAGCUAUAUUGUGCAAGAUGGAGCAGUAGGUUUAUAUCCAUCCCCCAUCUGACAUAAUUCCAAGUUCCCAAUUAUGUUGUUGAACUGGCAGUGGGCUGUUCUACUUGGAGGGGAGAAAAUGUUUACGGCAGUAUGAGGACUACUUAGUUUCUCCCCCUUGCCACCACCAACCCACUGUCUCACCUCAUGCUUAAGAAUGAAUGGAAAGGCCAGCAGGUUACCCAUCCUUACCUAUGCUGAAUGAAUAAUUUAAGAAAAAUUGAUACUUUCAUGAAAGCUUGAAUUGCUAGACUUUGUACCAUGUUAGGAGCUGGAAGAAAGGAAGAAUUUAAUGUGAAAUACUGCCUUCCUUUAAAGGAUGAUAUCUGGAUCAUUACAGACACUUGACAGAUAAAUUUCAUUGGAGCUUUUGAGCAAACUCCAUUUCAGGAAAAGUUCACUUCAAGCAAGUGCAUGGUGUAGGCAUUGGAAGAAUUUUAACUAUUGAAAUGCAGUCUUCAGGUUUUAUCUUGUUUAAAUUAUUUGACAGGUCUAACAUUAUGACAGCUGUCUAACAGAUAUGACAGUUGCAAUACUGUUUCUUUUGUGACCAUCCAUAUUGUAAUUCAUGAUAUUUUCAAAAUCAAAAUAUGACUUCUGGGAUACCCACAAUGUAACAAAUAAUGGUCUUUGUGUGAAAUGUGCCAGGUUAAUGCUGAAAAUAGUGUAACCCUACAGACUCGGCUACUGAGUUGAAGUCCUGUACUGCUGUUGGAGUCCUAUUUCGGUCCCUUGUCCAUGACUUCAAACUCAGGUUCUUUAAACAAAUGGAAUCAGCCAAACUUUGACCUUAUGCUGGAAGGUUUACCCAGAAAUUUUCUAGUGUGGCUCCCACUCUGUCCAUUUCCAAAACUUAAUUGAAAUUGCCCAUUGGUUCAACUACAAGCUUCUCUUGUUUUAAAACUACCAUAACUUACUAACUUUGAUUUUCUGCUCAACUUGCUAAUUCCAGCAGUGUCAGAUACAGUGAGGUUUUGUACUAUUUCUGUAUAAAAUAUAAAGUGAUGAAAAUUAUGUAAUUGCCAAUUUCUUCAUAUUGCAUUAAAGUCAGAAAUUUCUUGUCUCUUCA
Molecule: messenger RNA, 4174 nt
Organism: Chiloscyllium plagiosum (whitespotted bambooshark)
Lineage: Eukaryota; Metazoa; Chordata; Chondrichthyes; Orectolobiformes; Hemiscylliidae
Gene: dlgap5
Product: discs, large (Drosophila) homolog-associated protein 5
Biological process (GO): signaling; mitotic spindle organization; kinetochore assembly
Cellular component (GO): cytoplasm; spindle pole centrosome; nucleus
Molecular function (GO): microtubule binding
Source: RefSeq, a predicted model, not a curated record